CCCCUGGCGGCGCUUCCGGCGCCGCCCCCCACGAAAUCCGCGCGGACCUCCGAAAUCCGCGCGGACCUCCCGUGGUUCUAAAAGCAGCCGCACCCGAAAGCAGCGCGUCCGAGCGACGGCCAGCCUCUUCGCUUGCGUCAGAGGUGCAGGCGGUAGCGAUAGUCAGACGUUCCAGGAUUUCCAGGAUUCCCCGGAUUUCCUCUCAGCAUCGUGGACGCAGGCUGCAGAACCGGCCAGAGACUGCGGAAUAUUUGGAGCCCAUCUUUGGCCAACCGUAUCAUGGCAUCGCUUCCUGUCCAAUUGUCCUCUGGCUUGACUCCCGAGGACCCGAGGGAGAUCUCAAGGAGCAUCCGCGCCUGUCGCCGGAGAGGGCCACCCGUGCUGCUGAGGCGACAGACGUUGACUUCGCCAGAGAAUUGGCCACACCCCGGCAAGCUGGCCAGCGCCGCGCUGGCCGCUGCGCAGCGGCUCGACCGAGCGCACGACGCCCCAGGCGCGGCCGCCUCCAGCGCCGCCAGCACCACCGCCUCCGCGAGCAGCGGCUCCACCAGCGAGGACGCCUCGUCCUCGCAGUCCCCCGAGGCCGAGGUGGGCCCCCAGCCUGGCACCCUUGCGGCGGCCGCAGAGGGCGCCGGCGAGGGCGCUGGCGCGGGCGCCUCUUCGGCGCCGUGCGGAGACGGUGCGCGGGACGCGCCUGAGCACCAGGCGCCAAGCACAGCUGCGCCCACUGGCACGAAGAAGCGACAGACGACGUUGGAAGGCUGCUGGCGGCGGGCCGCAGCGGCGGCUGGCCCCUCCGAGGAGGAGCCGCCGAGGCAGCGGCGGCGCCUCAUGCGGCGGAAGACGCCGCCGGACGCGGCGGCCGAGCCCGCCGAGCGGGCGCCCGCCGAGCCGGCGCCUGCCGCCGCGCAGCCGAGCCGGGGAGCGACAUGACGUGCAGCCUUCUCUUCGACACCGUGCUCUGAGCUCGGCGACAUGGCGUGUGUACGGCCUUGUCCUCGACGGUGUGCCCCUGAGCUCCCAGUCUUGGUCGCGGCUGUCUCGGGCAGGUAUGGCAAGAUGGAGGCUGUUAUGCCAGGGCUGCUCGCUCCCGCCGCUGCCUCCGGGCCGCCUCGGCGGGCGCUGCUUGCCGCCCCGGGCCCGUCUCCCCUCGCCGCUGUGGGCCGGGUGGGUGCGCCGGCGCGCGGGGUAUCGCGGCGGCUCUCGCUCCUGCCGGGUGGCGAG
Prorocentrum cordatum is the source of this 1224-nucleotide messenger RNA. The record is from the annotation of a GenBank genome assembly. Lineage: Eukaryota; Dinophyceae; Prorocentrales; Prorocentraceae.